Messenger RNA from Prunus armeniaca (apricot), 306 nucleotides. Lineage: Eukaryota; Viridiplantae; Streptophyta; Magnoliopsida; Rosales; Rosaceae. The record is from the annotation of a GenBank genome assembly.
AUGGGUGAUUUAAUGUUGGCUGCUUAUAAAGGUCUUCAUGGCAUGUUUUCUCCUAAAGCUAUUGAACUUUAUGCAGUAAUUAUGGGAUUACAAAUUGCAAGUCAAAUGGGACAUCGUUUUGUCAUUUUGGAAAUAGAUGCCGAAGAGAUUAUUAUGAAUCUUCGAACUUAUGAGCAAAGUUGGUCGGUGGAGGGUGCUUUAGUGGAUGAAGUCGGGCUUUUUAAUCGUUUUGAUCAUAUUUCUUGUCACUUUGCUCCUCGAGAGUGUAACCAGGUUACUCCUCUAUUGGCUAAGCAGGCGCUUUAG